GUUUGGGGGCGCUUUGAGCUUGCGCUUCCUUGGUGUGUUGUCCCGGUAGCGGGCGCAUCGUCAUUGGUAGCUUGAUGGCAGAAUGGGUGAUCACAGCAACAUCCCACCGCAAGUAAAGACCACUUCUCGGCUAGGAAAUAGAUCGAUAUUCUUUUAGCUUCUAAUUCACCUUUUUUAAGGGAAGCAAAAGAAAAUAGGAAAGGAAAGGGGAAAGAAAAAGUCGCCAUCGCAGGCCGAGGAAGGGUAUGCACCUUUCUGGCGAGCGGCGGGGCUACUGUUGCUAAUGCCUGUCCCUUCUCCUCGUCGGCCUUCCAACCGCGGAAGAGCGAAGUCCACUCCAGCGAACGGGAAGCCUCUUGAUAUUGGCCAACCAUUGGGUGUCCACGACACGAAUUCGGUACGCGAGAAGGUUCGACGAUGGCAACAGCAAGGUGGGGGUGUUAUAAUAGAGAAAGAUGUUGGCCCUGAGAGCGACGGUGGCCACACUACCUCACCGGAGUCAAAUCCUCUCUCUAGCAAGGAGGAGUCCCCAGGAAAGAAUAGAACCAACAGAGCAAGAGGAGGAAACAACGAUAAGGACAAUAAUGUCCAGCGAACUCGAAGUAACAGUACCCCGCGCAAGCGGGUUAUUAGUGAUGGGCACUGGAGGAAGAAUAGAUCACCGCCAUCCACACCACCCCAGAAAGUGGCACAUAAGAGGAGAACUGACGUAUUUGACCGGUAUGGGGAACCGAAAUCAUCGGUAAGGGAGAAAGAGAAGACGUAUGAAGUUACUGAUGCAACCAACUGUGGCACCAAACCUUUACCAGACGACGGAAUCCGAGUCUAUGCAGCUUCGAAGUCCUCAAGUAAAAGGAGUGAACGCCCAAAGUCACAACAUAUCUACGAAUCACGAUCUAUGGUUGACAACGAAGUGGAGAGCGCUAUUAGUGAUCAGACCCCCGUCUCCAAAAGGCAACAGUCUAGGAAGCAAAAGGGUCGUGAUUACGACAGGAGAGACCAGCAUUUACGAACACAGGGUGGUGAUGGUGAAUGGUCAACUGAACCCAGCGAGGCUAUAGAGGUUUCUGAACAAGAGAAUCGGCCUCGACGGCAAGGGCAGAAACUCCCACCACGGCCGUUACGGCCUCCCAAAGGGGGUAUUUUUAACCAUGUUAUUGAUGAAUCGAAAAAGAUUUUUGGGAAACAUGAGCCACCCGCAUCCCCAGCACCAGCGCCUCGAAACCCCGGAUCUAGCGUCGAAGCAUGGCUUUCGUCUACUCCUGACCCUUUUACGGAGGGUGAGGAGCCCCCUGUUCAAGUCCCGGCGCCUCUAGAUUCACGGUUACGGGGAAAACCCCCAUCCCAUGGCGACCGAGUCGACGAAUAUGAUAGCUCGAGGCUUUCAUCCCAAGCAAAAAGUCCGAAAAGGAGACGUGGGUCCAGAAGAACAAGAAGGCGUUCUAAUAGCUCCCCUUCGACGGAAACGUCGACAGGACCUCACGACGACUCAAUACCCUAUAAUGAGCAGCCCAGUGAAAUAUUGGGUGACACUCGAGAAUCUUCGCCACCAACCUUAAAAAGAACAGGACCUAAGAAGCGCCCAAGUUCUCUUGCCGAAGUAGGCAAAAUGUCAACUCUACAAGAAUCGCUCGAUGAGGCUCUGCAAGGGUCAAACUUGGAUCCUCGUUCUUCGGACGGAUCUGAGGUAUCGAUAUCUGAUCGACCGCCUCCUCUGACGUUAAGAAGACCCUUUCCAGGGACUGGCCCCCACCGACUGUCUACAAUAAUGUCUGUGGACACACUGAGCACUGUGACAGACCCGCGCCAGGAUGAGCAACCUACUGAUCUCCGGACAAACACCCAACCAGUCCAUGAUGAGAAUUUAGAGUCAGAAGCCAGGGAUCAAUUCGAUCCGAGCUCGUUGCCUGGUACCAGAAAUGGUUUAAAACGUCGACUUACUACUCAUGCUGAUCUUAUAUCGGUAUUGUCUAUCCCUGGAGGCGGAAGCCGUAGUAUAAGAUCUGCCAGGAGCAUCCGCACCAAUAGAAGUCGAUUGGCAACAGCCACUAUCGACGAUAUCAUGCAGGAAUUUUCAUCUGAUGAGACAAAAUAUAUGCGUGAAUUGAGGACUCUUGUUGGUGGUGUCAUCCCCGUUCUAUUAACAUCAGUCUUGUCCAAAUCCGAUUCAGCCAUUGCUGCGGGCCUUUUCCGUCCUUCUGGAAAUCCGAAAGAUGAUGAAAACUUUACCAGACCCAUCGUCGAUAUGGGAAUAUCACUCGAACGACUUAAAUCUCUCCAUAAACGAGCGCCGCUGAAUAAUCCAGAGGCUCUUUUAUCUUGGGCACAAGGUGCGCAAAAGGUUUAUCGGGACUAUUUGAAGGCCUGGCGCCUUGGAUUUCAAGAUGUUGUCGUCAACCUUGCACCCCCCGAUGAUGACCCGUCGGAAGCAACGAGCCCCGAGACUCAAAGCUUAUACGCUGGAAUGGCGCAAGAUGAAGACGGCGAUGUAGUGGAUGGAGAUGGGGAAAAGGUCGAUGUUGCAUUUCUUCUCAAGAGACCGCUGGUGCGUCUUAAAUACCUUGCAAAGACUUUCAAAGGCAUCAACUACGUACAGACAUCCCCGAAGGCAGAAGAGAUGGCAAUGGUGUACCAAAGUCUCGUUACGGAUGCUAGACGGCGCUCAAACGAAGAGCGAGCAAGGCUCGAAGACGAUAUGGCGGCCUCCAUUGACGCUACGAGAGCCCGAAGCCCACGAAACCUCGCCGUCCUUUCCGACGUCACCAUUCUAGAAACUCGACGGGUCCGAGCUCGCGACUUUUUCAAUCUCUCUUUGCUUCAUUCAACUGGCCAGCAAAUCGAUUGCCGCGCUGAACUUUUACUUCGGGAUAAUCCCCCUGGCGAGGCGCCUGGUGGCGACUUGUUAAUAUGCGAAGUGGAUGACACUGGCCGCUGGCUUUUAUUCCCCCCAAUAGACCGGGGCCGAGCAUCUGCUCGAAACGGUGAUGGAAAGGGUGAAAUCGUCAUUAUGAUUAGAGGUGUGCCAGGCGAGGAGGAAGAUUGGAAAGAGUUAAUUACUUUUAAAACAGACGAGGAGCAGGUGGGAUUCGAAUGGGUACAAAUGAUUGGAUUAAGUCCCGUUCCGCCAAAGAUUGACCGGUCUAUGAGCUUUAUUAAUAGAGCCAGAGCCAGAAAUUGGGCCCUCAGAGCGGAGCAAGAGGGCUCUGAGCUGUCUACUGUGUCUGAAAAGAGAAGCCACGGCCCCACAGAUAUGGACGUGCCCAUUGGUGAACAGGCUACAGUUGUUUCUUCUGCUAUUCUAUCAAAGACAGCUACCCGGGCUGGCUAUGAAACAUCGAAGCAGUCGCUGGGUUUCUCCCGCGAUGGUUUCAGCCCAAAGGAGCCCCUUUCAGUAACACACCCUCGAACAGAGGAAGCGGGAAAUACCUCGCCCCAGACACCUUCGAGGCUGCGGGUAUCAAUCGGUACACCUAGAAGCCUUAAUGAAGCAAUGGACCUGGCUGGCGGAGUUUCUCCAACCACUUUGAAGAGGUCGAAGGCUAAGAGGAGACCCAACUAUGCAGAACUGGCGAUAUCGAGCCCAACGUCAAGUGGUGCGAGAUAUCCGGAGAAGGAGAAAAUAUCAUCUGAUAUUCCUCUAACUGGAUCUAAAUCUCCUGAAACGACGUCUCCUCGUCCUCAGGAAGACGGCCAACCUAGAUUAUCCAGAAACAGAGACCCAUCUCCCGAAAUUGAUCUACCAAAGCCCCAACUCGGAGGGCCGCUAGGCCGACGGUCGCUAUCUUCUGUUCCUUCUCUCGAACUUCCAAUUAUACCCAAGAUUAGGAAAGGAAGCCAACAAAGUAGCCCAGCUCCAUCCGAUAGGGAGGGAACACCAACGUCAUCGCCCAAGACCCCUAACGCUAGGUUAAGUCCAGCUAAGCGUAGUGAAAGCCCAGAUGAAGUUAUCCUCCGUCGUGACCUCACAGUAUAUACUGAGGAUGUUCCAUUGCCGCCACCUCAUAAAUCACCGAGUCCUCCGGUUCCAAAGCAUUCUGUCCCUAUUUUAAGCCCCACCACUCCUCGAAGUAACCGAAAUCGACGAUCUUCUUCUCCGCUCAAGCACGAGUAUGAACCUUCAACGGCAACAGAGUCGCCAGACAGCUCUGAUACUUCCACCAUCGAGCACCACGAAAUUAACUCUUCCUCAGAGACAUCGGAUGAGGAAUUUGAAGGAGAUGAUAUUGAAACGCUUUUACCGCUAGUUGGCGCUCGUCAGCUUCGCGAAAUAUCACCUCCAUCGCCUCCUCCGAGUGACCCUGACGGGACUCUUGGACCAUCGAACUCCGCUUCCCAGGCUCCAUACAAAGGUGUUCCACGACAGCCUUCACAAUCUGCGAAGUGUGUUGCGUCUAUUUUCUACUGGCAUGACAAGGGUACAUGGGAGGAGCUUUAUCCAGACGAAUGCAGAAUUGUGAUUACCCCGGGUCUAAUUGAAGCAUAUGAAUCCACGGAGUGGCCCGAAGAAGAGGUUGAUUCUAAUAUUCCCUCCGAAAAACCUCUAAUCGCUUUGGAAUUAACACCUCUUGUCCCAAUUCGGCGCGGCACAGCUUUAGAUAUAUCUAUUCGCUCCCUUCCGACGACAAGAUCCAAAUUCACAACGGGGAACAACAUCAUGUUCCGUUCACGAAACCCAGAGGAGUGCGAGAAAUUAUAUGGGCUUAUCAAUCACUCUCGAAUAAACAAUCCGACUUACAUCGCACUUCAAAACGCCCGUGGCCCAUAUUCUGUGCAGCCUACCUCGCUCGCCCGCCAGAAUUCCAACCGCAGUAGUAGAUUCGGUGGGUGGUUCAAUUGGUCCAGGAGUAGCUAUCGAGCCUCGAGCGUGCCCGCCCCGUCCGUGGCUGGUGUAACCGAUUCCAGCGUUGGGACAAUGUCCAGUGCUUUCUCAGCUCUCAAGAAAUUCGGUGCAGGGAACAAAAUGUUCAGCAUCGCCAGAUCAACCAUCACAUCUCGCACUGGUAGCCACCGCAGCAGCCUUUACUCCACUUCUACCCGUUCUGGAUCCAACUCCUCCCCAAAUUCGCCUUUCGACACGGGCUAUGACCUUGCGAAAAACGCAGCAGGCGGUAUCGGCCUUUCAAACGCCAAGAUCCGUCUAUAUGCUCGCGAGUCUGCAUCAAAAUGGCGGGAUAUGGGUGCCGCUCGCCUUACGAUCUUACACGCAUCUCCCGCACCACCCCGACCGGGGACUGCUGCCGCUACUGGAAUAGAAGGCAAGACAUCAUCCACAGCCAUCGGUAACAGGGAACCGAUGACGGCGGACGGACAACCUUCCACCCCUCCCACGUCUCAAGCUGCUCCGCCACUACCAGUUUCGUCAACUCGUCGGGAAGAAAAGCGCAUUCUCAUCAGAGGAAAGACUAAAGGGGAGGUACUGCUGGAUGUAUGCCUUGGUGAGAGCUGCUUUGAACGGGUGGCUAGGACCGGAAUCGCAGUCUCUGUUUGGGAAGAAUAUGACGGCGUGGCAAAGGAGGGUGGUGUGGUGAGUGGGAACUUUAGGGUUUAUAUGAUCCAGAUGAAGAGUGAGGCGGAGACGGCGUACACAUUCGGAAUGGUUGGGAAGCUGAGAUAUUAACGAAUAUGCUUCUUGUUUGGGCUUGGUUUGCAAUCUGGUUUCGGGGCCACGGUGGGGAAGGAAGGUAUAUUGAUUCCCUAAGUGUGCACUGGUAUUUCUGGCGAUUUCAUUUGGUGAUAUGGGUGGGAAUCUGGGUUGACAGGAUAGCAUGUUGGGUUUGGCUGAUAUACAUUUCUAUGGAUGAGGUGUGGAAUGUUUUACGAUUUUGGAAGCGUCUAUCUAUUUCUUUUGUUUGGCAUAUUUCCUCGGUAAUACAUAUACAUUAUGUUCGAUUAAUUUAUAUGUCGAUGUCAUCAUCUACAGUGUAUUGAUGCAUCUACAGUGUCGUGACGAGAAUUGAACUAAGUAAUAAAUGCUGUAGCUAGUUAUCUAUCUUUUAGUUUUGAUCUAAGUUCUAUAAAUUCGCGCGUAUUCCAUCUCUAGUUAAAUGUGCAACGAAAAUUAAUGAGAGUGAUGCGCAAAGUAUGCUGCAGCGUCGAGACCAAGGAGUCAUGUCUAAUGAAUAAAUAACAUAAGGAUGCUCAUGUCUAUCGCCAUCAUACGAAAUAAGUAAAUUUGAAUAAAGGAUCCAAUCAUUUCAAACA
Molecule: messenger RNA, 6201 nt
Organism: Blastomyces dermatitidis ER-3
Lineage: Eukaryota; Fungi; Ascomycota; Eurotiomycetes; Onygenales; Ajellomycetaceae
Exons: 2
Coding region: 284-5617 (1777 amino acids)
Cellular component (GO): nucleus; site of double-strand break
Source: RefSeq, a predicted model, not a curated record